Molecule: messenger RNA, 3285 nt
Organism: Ooceraea biroi (clonal raider ant)
Lineage: Eukaryota; Metazoa; Arthropoda; Insecta; Hymenoptera; Formicidae
Product: protein NRDE2 homolog
Biological process (GO): negative regulation of RNA catabolic process; regulatory ncRNA-mediated heterochromatin formation
Cellular component (GO): catalytic step 2 spliceosome
Source: RefSeq, a predicted model, not a curated record
CUUGUCGCUGCUUUGCGUGGCAGCACUUACGGUUAAAUAAAAUUAAAAUAAAGGUUACAAAGAGAGAGAGAGAGAGAGAGAGAAAAGUGAAAAACUUGCUACUACUGCUGUAAAUAAGAAGAUAAUCGUAAUUCAUACAAAAGAAGGAGGAAGAUAUGUCUCUAUUUCCAGCUUAUUCGAGUGAUACACAUGAAUCAACGAGCGACCACAACACCACCAUAAAUGACAUUUCCACAAAUUGGUUAUCAAAUUCAAGCUUUCAAACGCAAGUGUCACUUAAAAAAGAGCUAAGAGCUAAAGAGCUUGAUUCUUCAUCCGAUGAAUCUGUAAAUAAUAUAUCUAAUGCAAAAGAACAGUUAAAAUGUAAAACAGGUCUCUGUGAUGUGAAAAUACCUGGGAAACAGGAAGAGAUAAAAAUAAAGAGAGCAAGGAAGACAGAAAAAAGGAAGCAUGUAUACGAUAGUAAACGAAACAAGCCUACCUAUGAACAAAAUGUUGAGAAUAUAUACUUUGAAGAUAAGUACAGGGAUAAGGGAAAUAGUAAUAUAGAUACAUUUUGCUCGAGAGUGAGACCGUUUUACGAUAUUAGUGAAAAAACUAUGGGCUUUGCCAAGUACAAACAACCAAAAAAAGACAUAUUUCAUAGAUACUAUGUCAAGAAUGUUGACUCUGCUGCAACAUCGAAGAAAAAGGACACGGUUAUUAGAAGAACAAGUGAGAAAGAAGUUGCAAAGGAUGAAGAGGCGGAUGAGAGUUUUUAUUCCUGGUGUAAGAACAUAGACGAGGAACAAAAGUGCAAAACUCGAGAAUAUAAUGAACAGCUGGUGGAAAAUCCGUAUAACGUUGACCUUUGGUUGCAGUACGUCGACUUUCAGGAUUCUCUAGUCUAUCAACGAAAUCAAUUAACUAAAAACGUACAUCGUUUGACAACAUUGAAAAAACUGUCUAUUGUCGAAAAGGCACUCGAGAAAAAUGCAGAUUCAAAGGAAUUAUUAAAAUUAAAGUUAUGCUUUAUGUCGGAAUUAACUCCUUCCGAUGAACUCUCGAAUCAGUUGGAAGCAUUGAUCAAUAAAGAUUUGGGAAACAUUCUGCUGUGGCAACACUUCAUUAUGGUUACGCAAGGUUCAGUAGCAAUGUCUACCGUUCCACGAGUUUUGGAAUUGUAUACGAAAUGCUUUUCCGUCUUGAAACAGCGCUCGAGAAUGAAUCCUUCUGUUUGUGAUGCACAGUUACUGCAAAUGCUACAUCACUGUAUGAUUUUCUUGAGGCAUACAGGAUUAUGGGAACAAAUGUGGGAAACGAUACGUCUAAAUCUAAAUUUGAAUUUGAAUUUAGAUAAAAGCAGAUUAUCUUUUCAAGGAUCCAUAGAUGAAAAGAAGUUAAUUGAGAUGGAAGAAAUGAUAUUAAUGUCGCGAUUGCCUCUUAAUCAACUGUGGCAAAGGACCGAAUCAUUGAGAGAGAACUGUCACUGGAUUAGUGCCAGUAGAGACGAAUUAGAGUUGAUAGGAGAUGCUCGAAGAUUUGUUCUGCCAGAAGACGUAGCAGACUUUGUGCAUCCAGUUCUCUCACAUAAUUCAAAUUUUCAAAUAGCCAUACAUUCUCUAUUGUGUCUGAAAGUACCGCUGCUACCUUGUCGAGAUUGUUAUAUGAAAGAAUUGCAAUUAAAAGAUUUUGAUUGGGGAGUAGAAUCCGUAGAAGCAUUACUCCCAUUCGCGUAUCCCAUGGUAGGUGAAAUGGCUGGUCAUGACCAGAGGAGAGAAUUACUGAGAGGUAUUCUUGAGGGACGUUUGACAUCGGGUCCCCAAUAUCUCACGUUUCAUCCAGCGCAAGAACCAUAUUUAGAUUUCGUACGUAAAAUAUUUCAUACGAUUGCGGAAAGUUUACCCUCGUCGCAUCGCACGAGUACGUAUGUUUGGUGGUUGCGACUGGAAAGGCUGUUGGUCUCCCUCGGCAAAAACCAACACUUGAAGCACGACAACAAAGCAAAGAAAUUGAAAGCAACGUUGAAAGAGUUCCUAAAGAAGAAUGAAAAUCGCAACAACUUGUACUUCUACAAGGAGUACGCUUUGAUAGAACUAGAAAUGGACAGGUUCAGUAGCUGCAUCAACAUUCUCGAGACUGCCAUUCAGUCUCGAGAAGCGUGCCCUUCCGCGGUUACCAACAUCAACGAGAGAGCGGCGCUGUUCAGCCUCUACAGAACGUUCAUAGAGGUCUUGCUCGACAUUAGGACGUACGACGAAUCGCACAGACAAUGGGCACUAAAGAUCUUUGGCCAGAUGAUACCUAACAAGUGCGAGAAUCAAGACUCGUUGGUCGAGAUAUAUUUACAUUCGUGCGUGCAAGAUUUCCUACGCACUUCCCCCGAUCGAAAUGAUGACGAAAAUAUUUUCUUUCUCUCGAGCUUGGAAUGCGAUACUAUUAUAUGCUACGUCUAUUUCCUCUACGUCAAAGACGGUAAUAAUAUUCAAACUGUCAUCCAAGUAUUGAGAAACUGCAUUCAUCAUUCCAAAGAAUGUCCUUAUUUGCAGGAAAUGCUGUACGAAAGUCAAGUGGCAAUAUUGCAGUUGCAUUAUGAACGGACUGAGGAUUUACGCGAUACGUUGAAAGAAACAUUAAGCAGAGCUUUAAAUGCAUAUCCGGAUAACUUUUAUAUUCUAUCUGUCUUCGCUGGUAUGCAGAGUGAAUUGCCAAUCCGAAGAUUCAAUAGCAGAAAUACUAGUGUCCUUUUAUGGCAAGCUGUUGUCACGUGCUUGGCUGCUCGCAGACGUAUUGAUCUGAUGAAAUUCGAUCAAGCAGUGGCAAUGAAUGCUGCAUUGAACAAACUUUUAUCAUUUCAUGCAACGCUUUCCAAGAUACCAUCAAUCAGACGCUGCCCGCUAUUGUGGAGACUGUACAUGCUGCUCCUUCGCGAGCAUGAUUUGUGUGAAAAAAAGGGAGAGGAAGUUUAUCACGAGAGUGUCACACAAUGUCCGUGGGCAAGGAGCGUUUACAUAGAUGCGGCUGAAGUGGCACCUCAAUUGCUUACACAAAUUCAAGACGUAAUACGUGAGAAAGAACUGAGGAUGCACGUCACGCCUGAGGAAUUGGAUAUUUUGCGUGGAUAGUGUCGAUUGUCAGCUAAAAUAUCCAAAGGAAAAAUUCUAGAAAUGUAUACAAAAAUGUAUAUAGAGAAAUAUAUUCUUUAUAAUAUUAUGUAAACUUCAUAUGAUAUGUGAUUUCACUAUUUAUGAUAAUAUAUAGCAAUCUUAAAAUAAGCUUGUAUUUGUGAAUAAAUAAAUAAGCUUA